AGUGCUGACCAGUUCCCUGUGGUGACAGCUUGCUCUGCCCCUGUGGAGGUGGCCAGUCCUUUGGGAAGGUCACCGGGACCCGCACACAAGACGCUCAGCCUGCAGCUGGAGGACUGAAGAGGGAGCCUCUGCUUAGCUGGCAUCACCUCCAUCAUCUUCACCAUGCGGCAGGAAGCGUUCUGGAGUUCCUUGGAGUACACCUGCCGAUUGCUGGGCAUCACCACUGCAGCAGUGCUGAUCGGCGUGGGUGUAGAAACUCUACAGCGAGGGCAAUUCAAAAGCCUGGCUUUCUACCUGCUUUUUUCAGGAAUUGCAGUUACUGUCUGUGAAGGCUUCUUCUUUCUCAGUUUGUUCCUGGAGAUUUGCUUCACAUAUGAGCCCGACUCUUUGGCACAUACCUGCUGGAAGCAAGCCAGACGCCCAGGGAGUUUCCAGAAAUUCCUGGGGUACACUCUGCUCUCAGUGGCUUGCUUCUUGCAUCCUGUCAUCGUCUGGCAUGUCACCAUACCUGGGUCCAUGCUGGUGCUCACUGCCUUGGCCUACUUCCUGCUUAGCAAGAGGAGAAAGACCUCAGGGCACAAAGAGGCACAUCCUGAGGCAGGCCAAUACGUGGACCCUUCAGCCACCAUGGCAGCCCCAACCAUCGCUGGUGACACUGAGCAGACCUACACCUUCCACGAGGCCCAGAGGGAGCAGCACUGCUCCCUGCUGGGCCACAUGAAGAGCAUACUGAAGGGCGGCAAGGACAGGAGCCUGACCCCUGCAGCUUCACUCCAACCAGAGGUCCCACCAGCCCCACGCAAGCAAGUGCACUUCCAGGAGAAGGUGGUGCAAAUCAUUCCUUCUGUCAGCGAAAGCCUGGAUGAUGCGGAGAGCGAGACUGAAGAGACCACAUCAGACACAGCACCCAUCCUCACCCCUCCUGAUACCCCUGUUGUCCUCACUCCCCUCAGCCCCACAGGACUGUUUUGAGGACUCACCAGCAACAAGGACAAGGCAGGCACACCUGUACUGGUGUUCCUCCCCGAGAUUUGGGCAGCUGAUGGACUUUGUGCCAUGGGCAGUGCUGCCACAAUGACUAGAGUAUGACAGCCUCCUCUGCACAUCCUAUGGCCCUGGUAAGUCAGAAGGAAAUUCCCCAGGCCAACCCCACAGCUACCAAGAAGGAUGAGGGGUAGAGUGUGCAUCACCUAUGCCCCAAUGUGGAGGGGUGGCCAGUUCACCCAUUCUGCAAGGGUUGCCUGUACAAAGCAGACCUGCACCUGGUGACAGAGUCUGUGGUGGUCUGAAGCCCUAUAACACCAUGCCCAGGGGACAGGCCAUGGAUUGACCAGCCUAUUGGCAAGACAGUUUCUCCUCCUGGGGAAUCUCUCUCUAUGGCUUCAUGCAUCAUCUAUUACAGAAUGACAUGCCGCAGCAGCAGCUCCUGCCUAACAUCAUGGUAUUUGUUUCCCAUAAGGCAGCAAGAGGCAGGAAGAGGGCUACCAACAUCCUCUGAGCAGCCUCUGCUGGGAACAAUUGUCUUCUGACUGUCCUUGUUCUGCCUGGAAGAGCUCAUGGAAGCUUGGAGUUACCAAGCACUCUUCUGGAGCUAGCACUUGCUAAAUGCUCUCCUUUGUGACAUGCUCUGGACCCAGCAGUCACCUCCCUGUGGAAGCAGGGAGGACUCUAGGGAGCCCUCUGGAUUUAGAAGAGCUUUGGGAUGCUGUAGCACCUGAAGUUCCAAGGUUCAGCAUUGCACUGUGUUAAAUAUGGGCCCCAGAGGGCAAAGGCAAUAAUAAAGUUACAGUGCUGCCUCACUGGUCCCCUCCAAUCCAGGAACUCUUCACUUUUGCCUUAAUCCUACUGUAUCCUCUCCCUUUGAGGACUAUUUACCUAUAAUAAGGCAUUUCUUUCGUGCUCAAUCCCCCAGGCAGGAUCUGAAACCUGUCAGGGGUUCUCCCAGAGCAGUACAGGGCAGAUAGCCCAAGACUCUUUUCUUUGCUCCUGGAUCCAUUAGCAAAGGGACCUAUUACUCAGUCUGUGCCUGCAGAUGCCAUCAGCAAGACUCUUAUCAGCAUCAGUCAACUCUUAUGGCUGCACGUGGGAAGGAGUAGGGCAGUAGGGUUUGCCCGGACACUGGACAUGAGUGUUGGAGUGGGGGACGGUGAAGGACAGGAAAUCCUUGAGACCUGCUUAGGCUGAUGAUAACACAGAAGCCAGUGGGGAUGGAUGUUUUUUUGGUUUUUUGUUUUUUGUCUUGUUUUUGGGGGGCUGGGGGUGGGAAUACGCUGCUUCAUUUUAAACGUUCAUCUCUCUGAGUCACAAUCACCACAAUUGCCAUUUAGGAAAGUGAUGUAUUUUGAAGGGAAGUGGGAAAAUAUGAAAUGCAAAUGCUCAAAACUCAAAAGGCAAGUGAUAAGAACUCAAUGCAACUUUUUAAUAAAUUCUGAUUAAGUUG
Messenger RNA from Gallus gallus (chicken), 2440 nucleotides. It is a transcript of the gene TMEM72, whose product is annotated as transmembrane protein 72. Bases 163 to 972 code for a protein of 269 amino acids. The transcript is spliced from 5 exons. The record is from RefSeq and is a predicted model, not a curated record. NCBI's taxonomy places the organism in Eukaryota, Metazoa, Chordata, Aves, Galliformes, Phasianidae.